Closterium sp. NIES-67 is the source of this 1133-nucleotide messenger RNA. The record is from the annotation of a GenBank genome assembly. Lineage: Eukaryota; Viridiplantae; Streptophyta; Zygnematophyceae; Desmidiales; Closteriaceae.
AACUGGGGUUUCAUCACACAUAAGGUGAACUUCAAGAAGCCUAGCUUCAGUUGUGAGCUGAAUUUCCGCGCUUAGGCCGAUUAUUCUAUUCGCUCUUUGUGUAGGUUAUCAACGUCUCCCCUUUUAGAGCCUUGCGUCUCGGCUGCUGAGGUUGUUUUUUAGUUUGUGCCAAGUACAGCACCACCAAAGUUGUUUCAACAUUGUUGCUUGUUACCCGACCUUUAGACACACUUCUACCUGGUCAAUGGCGGAGACCGUUCCGAACAAGGCAGGAGAAGAGAAGCCGAAAGCGGCUUCUUCUCCUGCAGUCAAGGCUAAGGCUCCUGCUCCUAAAGUUACCAAGCCAAAAGCUGUAAAGCCAAAGUCUCCGAAGCCUGCUGUAUCCAAGUCGAAGGUUAAGCAUAAUCAUCCGAAGUACAUUGAGAUGGUGAAGGAAGCUAUUGUGGCCUUGAAGGAAAGAACUGGUUCAAGCGUGCCUGCUAUUGCCAAGUAUAUUGAGCAAAAGCACCCAGACCUUCCGGCCAACUGGAAGAAGACACUGGCCAUUCAACUCAAGAACUUGACUAAGGCUGGCAAACUUGUGAAAGUCAAGGCUAGCUUCAAGCUUGGGGAUGAACUGAAGCAAGCAAAGCCUGCUCGUGCUCCAGCGAAGAAGGCUCCCGCGACAGUGAAGAAGGUGGCGAAGCCUAAAGUGGCGUCGAAGCCACGACCGAAGGCUGUUCCGAAGACCGUCAAGGCCACGAAGCCAUCGACUACUAAGAAGGUUGCGACACCCGUCAAGCCCGCCGUGAAGAAGCCGUUGCGCUCAGCUCCGAAGGCGAGGAAGGUCACAGACAAGAAGCCAGCGGUUAAGAAGGUGACACCGAAGGCAAAGGCUCCAGCGCCGAAGAAGGUUCGGGCUUCUCCUAAGAAGCCUGCUGCCAAGAAGGCCAAGACAGCGGCUAAGAAGUGAGCCUUGCAGGCUCAAAUGCUGACUGAGACGAUUUGUAUAGCCUAUGUGAGAUGGCCGUCUGACUAGGAUUCUAUGUUUGGUAUAACAUGACAUGCUUGUUUUUGCGUUUCCUUUUUUAAUGUCUUCCCUGGGUCGUAGUAAUCCUCUCUAUUUCGAUGCCCUGAGUUUUUGUAGUUAACAU